Molecule: messenger RNA, 3676 nt
Organism: Schizophyllum commune H4-8
Lineage: Eukaryota; Fungi; Basidiomycota; Agaricomycetes; Agaricales; Schizophyllaceae
Product: ARM repeat-containing protein
Exons: 17
Coding region: 152-3454 (1100 amino acids)
Biological process (GO): protein import into nucleus
Cellular component (GO): nucleus; cytoplasm
Molecular function (GO): nuclear import signal receptor activity; small GTPase binding
Source: RefSeq, a predicted model, not a curated record
CGAGGACGCAGAAGUUCAACUUCAUCACACGUGGUCGUCCAUCAAGAUCACGUGCACCAAUUUUUGGGUCGAUCACAAAUUAUCUCGCGCAUCCAUCUCUUCCAUCUCACCCUCACCCUUUCCUCCUCCCCCAAGGCCGCCGGGAGUCGCAAUGGAUCAAAAUUUCGCGCAUGGCCUCCACCAGCUUCUUCUACAAGCUACUGGGCAGCAGAACCCCGACACCAGCCUCAUCAAAGCCGCCACUGCCCAGCUGAACACCCAGUACUUCAAAAAUGAGGCGUGCAUCCCCGCCCUUGCCCAGAUCCUCGCAAGUUCGACUGAUCAGGCGGUGCGCCAACUUGCGGCUGUCGAGUUGAGGAAGCGUAUCAUCAACAACGAUGGCGCCAUGUGGCUGCUCGUCCCGUCCGCCCAGCGCGAUGAGAUCAAGCAGAAGAUGUUGGAAAUCGUCGGCACGGAGACCAACAAGCCCGUCCGGCACCAGGCCGCUCGUGCUACGGCAGGCAUUGCCAGCAUCGAGGUCGCCCAGUACGGCCAGCUAUUCCCCUUCGUAAUGAACUCGUGCGCGCCGACCUCGCCUGCCCAUUUGCGCGAGACCGGUGCCUUCCUCCUCUACUCCGUCCUGGACUCCGUCGAUGUGUACGCUAUCAAGGGCGACUUGAUCGCUCAGCUCUACGGUCUCCUCGACCAGAUGUUGGUCGACCCCGAGAACGCCGAAGUGCGCGUCCUGGCCGUCAGGAUACUGGGUGUCCUCGCGCAGUACCUCGACGUCGAUGAGAAGGAGGAGAUGGCCCACUUCCAAACCCUCCUCCCCAAGAUGUUGCAGGUCAUCGGCCAGGCCGUUGAGAGUGGCGACGAUUCGGUCGCGCGUCAGCUUUUCGAUACCCUGGAGACACUUCUUAUUCUGGAAGUGCCCCUCCUCACCCCCAUCAUACCCGACCUCGUUAAAUUCCUCCUCACGUGCGGUGCUGACCGCAAAUACGAACCUGAGGUCCGUGCCUUGGCGUUGAACGCGCUCAACUGGUGCAUCCAGUACAAAAAGUCGAAGAUACAAAGCUACGGCCUUGGGCCGGCCAUCAUGGAGGGUCUCAUGAUUAUCACGACUGAAGACGAGCCUGAGGACUCCGAUGAGGAGUCGCCAUCGAGGUCUGCUCUCCGCAUCAUCGACUCACUAUCUACGAACCUUCCUCCUUCUCAAGUCUACCCUGCCCUGCGCGAGCAGAUGGCCAAGUACUUGAGCUCGCCCGACCCGGCGUACCGCAAGGGUGCUCUCAUGGCCCUCGGUGUUGCCGUUGAGGGCUGCAGUGACUACAUGAGUUCCAACAACCACAUGGAGGAGAUCUGGCCUGCUGUCGAGCUCGGUCUUCGGGAUGAAAACCCGAAGGUUCGCAAGGCUGCCUGCAUCGCCGUCAGCUGCCUUUGCCAGUGGCUCGAGGACAACUGCAUCGAGAAGCAUGCUGUACUCGUCCCGGCCAUGAUGAACCUCAUCAAUGACCCGGAGACCCAGGCUGCGGCAUGCACUGCGCUCGACUCCCUCCUCGAGAUCUUGACGAGCGUCAUCGAUCAGUACCUCCCGCUCAUCAUGGAGCGUCUCGCCGGCCUUCUUACCGCCCCGAAUGUCCCGGGCCGCGUCAAGUCUGUCGUUACCGGUGCCAUCGGCAGCGCCGCCCACGCCGCGAAGGAGCGCUUCCUGCCCUACUUCGAUGGCACCAUGGGUCAGCUGCGCCAAUUCGCCAGCCUCGGCAGCCAGGCCGUCGCCCUCGGUGCGCACAGCGUCGACACGAUCGACGCCGGCGACCUCGAGCUGCGCGGUAUCGCGAUGGACGCGAUCGGUACGAUCGCGGAGGCCGUAGGCAAGGAGAAGUUCCGCCCGUGGUUCCCGGAGAUGAUGCAGCGUGCGGUGGAGGGCGCGCAGAUGCUGAACGGCGCCGCCGGAGGCCGCAACAGCUUGAGGGAAUGCAGCUUCCUGUUCUUCGGCGUCAUGGCGCGUGUCUUCGGCGAGGAGUUCGCGCAGUACCUUGAGGGCACGGUCAAGAUGCUUCUCGAGAGCUUGUCGCAGGACGAGUCGGCGCUUGACGUCGAGGAGGGUACCGUUUCUGUCGCCGAUGCUGCCAACGCUUUCAACGCGGGUACCUCUCCUUCGACUGCCAUUUCCGUGUCUGACGGCAUGGGUGGCGAGGAGGAGACGGACAUUAAGGACCUCGAGAAGCUUCUCGAGACCAACAGCGCCGUCGCGAUCGAGAAGGAAAUCGCCGCCGACUCCAUCGGCACGCUCUUUGCCGCGACUCGCGGUCACUUCCUGCCCUAUGUCGAGCAGUGCACCAUGGAGCUCACGGAGCUCUGCAACCACUACUACGAGGGUGUGCGCAAAAGCGCUGUCGACAGCCUGCUGGAGAUUGUCCGCACGUUCUUCGAUAUCAGCCAGGAGAGCCCCGAGAGCUCUGCAGCGCAGCACACGAAGGACCUCGUCAAGCACAUUAUGCCGCAGCUGAUCGAGAUGUUCGAGAGCGAGGAUAACAAAUCUGUUGCAUCUGGCCUUUGCGUCGCGCUCGCCGAGACCAUCAACAAGAUGGGCGAGUUCUUCAUCGAGGGCUAUGAAGAGCAGCUCUGCAAGAUAGCCAUUGUCAUCCUCGAGCAGAAGGCGUACUGCCAGACCGAUCCGGACCAGGAUGAGUCUGAGGAGGCGCCCGAGGACUCUGCUGAGCUCGAGGGUGUCCUCAUCGGCUCCGCCUGCGAUCUCGCCUCCUCCAUGGCUAUCGCUCUCGGCGAGAAGUUCCAGGCUGCCUUCCAGACGUUCUUCCCUCUCAUCUCGAAGUACUACAAGAAGACGCGGUCGUUGACCGAGCGCUCGUCUGCGAUCGGCUGCCUGUCUGAGAUCAUUGGCGGCAUGGAGGGCUCUAUCACGCCUUUCACAGAGCCUCUCAUGGACCUCUUCCACCGGGCCCUGCACGACAGUGAGCCGGAGGUCCAGGGCAACGCGGCGUUUGCGACUGGCUUGUUGGUGCAGCACUCCCAGAUGGACCUCUCUGCCCAGGUCGUGCCCAUCCUUGCCGCCCUCCGCCCUCUCUUUGACUCUCCGUCGGACGCUCCUGCGCCGCGGCUGCAUGCGCGCGAUAACGCCGCUGGUGCCGUCGGUCGCAUGAUCUCUCGCAACACCGCUGCCGUGCCCCUCGACCAGGUCCUGCCCGUCUGGAUCCAGUCGCUGCCCCUCAAGAACGACUUCCAGGAGAACGCGCCCGUCUACCGCGCGCUCUUCCACCUCUUCCGCACGAACAGCGCUGCGCUGCAGCCGUACCUCGACCACCUCCUCCAGGUCUUCGCAUAUGUGCUGGACCCGGAGCGCACUGGCGAGCACCUCACGGAAGAUGUGCGCUCUGAUAUGCUGCAGCUCAUCAAGGCCCUCAACGCCGAGAUCCCUGACAAGGUGCAGGCUGCGGGUCUGGGUGCCUUCGCAUGAGCGGUGUUCUCGGUCGUCUUCUAUAUUCCUCAUCUUAUGCUCUGCUCGCUUUCUGUAAUGUCUGCCUGUUGUUGUUCUCAUACUCAUGUUUAUGUGAUGGAUACGUACAUUUCUGUUCUUUUAGUAGCUACAUCUCACUCUCACUAUCCACAUUCCGCGGCUAUGGUUGUAGACUGUCUUGUUUAGUAGACACAUCCGAGUAAUCAAGGGCGUAGUUGCGGA